UACCUAGUAGCGGAGGUAUCCAGAAAGAGGGCAGAUUCUUAUUAAAUUUUUUAGGUAUGAAAAAAUAUUUUAUUUUUUCUUUAUUCCUGUAUUUAUUAAUUCCGUCCUCAUUUGGAACAAAAUUAGCUCACCUCUUAAAUAAUGAUCAAGAAAAAAUAACUUUAAAUAUUCUUGAUGAAGAAAUUGCAAAAAUAAUGGAAGAAGCUAAGGAGAAUUUAAAGGACCCUUUAAAAAAUAAACCAGGAAAGAGUGAAAUUGAAGAGAUAAAAGAGGAUGAGGAUUUUGAAGUGAAAGAGGAGGAAAAUGUUGAAAUUAAAAAUAACGUAUUCUCUCUAAAAAUAGCUCCGGGGGAUAUUUUUGAUACCUCUAGAGGACUAGAGAGGGGGGGGGAGUGUUUAGAGGGGGCUAUUUCAGAGGGGGAGGCUAUUUUAGAAAGGGACUAUUUUAGAGAAAAUACGGCAAUUUUGAGGCUUCUUCCUCUUCAAGUUUAA
Messenger RNA from Meloidogyne enterolobii, 491 nucleotides. NCBI's taxonomy places the organism in Eukaryota, Metazoa, Nematoda, Chromadorea, Rhabditida, Meloidogynidae. The record is from the annotation of a GenBank genome assembly.